This is a messenger RNA of Haliotis rufescens (red abalone), 2463 nucleotides long. Its product is annotated as outer dynein arm-docking complex subunit 3-like. Gene Ontology annotation, biological process: cilium movement; outer dynein arm assembly. The record is from RefSeq and is a predicted model, not a curated record. Gene Ontology annotation, cellular component: cilium. Lineage: Eukaryota; Metazoa; Mollusca; Gastropoda; Lepetellida; Haliotidae. Bases 96 to 1724 code for a protein of 542 amino acids. The transcript is spliced from 14 exons.
CUUUAUUCUGUUGUUACGACGCCUCUUGACAACAGCAAAAAUGGCAUCCUACUAAAACCGUCAGACACGCAUAUGAACGAAGGAAGCCUAGCGUGAUGCAGAUGAGGACGGAUACGGCGACUGGCACUGCCAGCGGCCUUUCUGAACAAAUAGACGAACUACGUGGUAAACUUCAUCUGAAAGAGCGAGAUGGCAAGGCGUAUUACGAAGGCUCAGAGGCACUUAAGACGAAGAACGAAGAGCUUAUUGCCCGCCUCCGCGCGGAGAACAAAUACAAGCGUGUUGCCCUGAAUAGAAGUAUCAAAGCGGACACGUCUGUGAUCCAGUCCGUGUUUCACAACCGGAAGGAGGAGCUGCUCUCUAUGCAUCGAUACACAGCCGAGAAAGCCAUACGCGUGAUGGACCAGAAAGUCUGCGAGGCCAGCAAGAGGUUGAACAGCCAGCAGCAUGAAGUAACGCAAAAGGAAAACCAGUUAGAUGAACUGGAAUUGGAAUUGUCCCGAAUGCUGGAUAUGGUUUCAUAUGACUACGACUCCGAGAAAGAGCGGAACUAUCGGCGUCUUCAGAAUGAGCUGGACAAAGCACGGAUCAAGUUUGACGCCGCCAGUAACAUCACGGGCAGAUACGAGGCGAUCCUGGCCCACAUGCAGGAGGAGUGUCGUCUGUACCCCACGCGCCUUGACGUCAUGGAACAGCAGGUUACGGAAGCACGUGCAGAGCUGUCGGAACUCAAACAGAUGAAUGAAAAGGCCACUUAUAGCAGCCAAGACGCACGGACAAACCUGCUGUGCAUGGAGCGCGAGAUGUACCAGGCGAAGAGGUCACGUGACCAGCAGCUGAACGAGGCGAAGAAGGAAGUUGAGAGGAGGAAGGAGCCAGUCGACCGGACGGAGAAGAGGCCCAGAAUGUCGGUCAUCAGCGAGAGCAACGAUGUAAAGUCCUCCAGGCUGCAGGCACUGAAGGCGGGCCGCCACGAGAAGAUCCUCACCCUGGAGGAGGCCUUCGAGAAGAUCAAGAAGGCCAUCAACGUGUCCGACAUCCAGGAUGUCGUGUUCCGCGUGGCAAAUCAGGACAACACCAGGGGCCUACUGGUACACCAGAAGAAGGAAAAGCUCGGCCAGCGCCACAAGCUGCAGGAAGACCUGGCAAAGCUCAAGGCGGUGUUCGAGGAGCUCAAGUUCACCAGUCAGAGACAAGCCGCCAAGGGCCGCCUGCUUGUGGACGGCAUGGAGGAUUACGCGUGUAGUGAAGAGAAGCGGCGGGUGAUGUCACUGGACAUGCUGGACAAGAAGGACAAGUUGUUGCUGGACCUUCAGAAGGGAAUCGCCACGCUCUUCGACAAACUGAAGGAGAUCAAGCUCAAACCACCUCACCACAACUUCACCAAGGGGGAUCCCGUGGAUGACUUGGCCAACUGUGAGCGGCGCCUGGUCCAGCUGAUGGCCACAGCCACCGGGAAGGGGGAUGAGAGGGUCGCUGUCGGAUCCAAGAACGUCGACACGCAGAAGCUUCACGAGUUCCUGGAGAACCGCCUGCCUGCUGAGAACACCCGCAUCCGCCUGGACGAGGAGGACAACAGCGACUCCGACGACUUCACGUUCGACCACGACCAGGACAACGAGGGUCACCUGUCGCGGGACGACGUCAAGCGCUUGGGUCGGGAGAUCCUGGGCACCAAGCUCAAACCCAAGAAGCGGAAAGCCAGGAAAUCCAGAAAAUCCUAGGAUCCUAGCGUGUGUCGGUGUUUUGCGUAUGUCCGUGUCUUGCGUGUGCCCAUGUCUUGUGUGUCGCAUUUGUUCGAAAGUUUGUUGGACCAGCGUCGACUUGCCCCUUGAGGUUAGCAUUGAUUUAACUGUGGGAGGAGGAUUUGCAUGUAUAAGAAACUACCAGAUGUAUAAGAUCAUUUCUUAGGCCGCAAAAAAUUAACUACUUUGUUUUCUGAAUCCCCUGAUGUGUUUUUGGGGUGGUAAUUUUCGGAUCAUGAUCACGUUAUCACACUAAGUACUGAAGUACCUCCUUUGCUAUAAAAUGUCCUACAAAGAUAUGGGGGCAUAUUAAGCUCUGAACGAUGAUCUAGAUUUCCUGACUUAUACCACUAAAGAAAGUUAAGGACCACCUGAUUCUUUCAUAUUACUGUAUUUAAUCUGUCAUGGCAUGAGACGUUAACUAUAUUAAUGCGAAAGAAUCGGGUGAUCCUUAACUUUUUUGGAGUAGUAUAUUUUGAUUGUUCAUCACGAAGCUCAUGUAAACCACAGAAUAAAUUCAACUGUUGUGUUUCUGUAUCGUUUAAUUAGUCCAAAACGUUGUUUUUUCCCGCUUGUUUAAAAUACCAACAUCUACUGUUGGGACCACGAUAUUAUUGUAUUUAAUAUUUGCUAUAAAACCUUGUUUUGUUAUUUAAUCAAUAUUUUUCUGUUGUAGAUAGAAUGGUAAAUCAUAUUAUGAAUAAAUGUUUCCAAUCCA